UUCCCCAUCGCACUUGUAACAUUUGUUGCCCGAAGGUUGCAAACGAACAAUGACUAUCUGAUAAUGCGCUCCCAUGAUUUAUUGACAGGAAUCGAGUUAUCAUUGGCAUUCCUACUUAACAGUCUUAAGACUUCCCAAGAACGCCAGACCAAUAACAGACUCACUUUUCAAGCUCGAUUUCAAUCCCCUUUUACUGAUACUCAUUACCUCACGGAAUGUUUGCUUUCCCUUCAUUGAACUUGCUACUUGGUAAAUAGUCUCCGUGGCUUGCUUCUUUUGAAAGAUAAUUAUUACCAACAACGGAUUAUGGCGUUUGUGAAAUAUUUUCCCAGCUUUAUCACACCUCGGCUCAAAGGUGACCGACACGAGGGAAGAUGACCCAUUGGUUCGCUAAGUCCACGUUGCUGCCCAUCAUCAACGCUGCUCAUCAUUGGGAUUGCGAUGGGUCCACCGUUAUUAGCUCAAGAAAAGGAGGGUCCUCGGAUCAAGAUCCUCGGGGUUGAAUGGGAUUAGUCAGUUCAGUUUGUCUUGUCCACGCCGACACAUCUCAUUCAGUCUUUUAUCCUUCUUGGAAUCGAUCAUGGCUCAAGGAUACCAUUACACAUUCCGCGUCUUGUGCUUUGUACUGGCUUUUGUGCACGGAGAAGGGUGGAUUGUUGAAAAUUCAGCAGAGAUGUCUCCACCCACUCCUCUUUCAAAGUUUGACUUGGAUCUGUCCAUGAGCGUCUCUUUUGGGGCCAAGAUUGCCAUUAAAGAGUGCGGCCAUCAGUUUCGUUACGAGCAUUGGGAUUGUCCCAAGCAAGCGUUUCACUCCAGAGGACCUUCCAUCCGGGAAACGGCGUUCAUUCACGCCAUAACUGCCGCUGGCAUUGCUCACACCCUUACCAAAAAUUGCUCAAACGGCGAGUUCGGUGAUUGUGGGUGUGGCGUGAAUAAGCCGCAGAAAGAUGUCCGUUGGAAGUGGUCGGGUUGCAGUGACAAUUUUCACUUUGGGGAUCAAGUCGCCAAGAAGUUCUUGGAUGGAAAAUCAUUGGCCAAUCUACACAACAACGAAGCUGGACGAGUGGCCGUGAGAAAGACAAUGAAGCGGGUCUGCAAAUGCCACGGCGUUUCAGGAUCUUGUGCCACUCAAACUUGCUGGACCACUUUGGCAGAUUUUCGGGCCGUGGGAAAUUAUUUGAAGAAGAUGUACAAGCAAGCGCUGAGGGUGGAUUAUACCAAUGGCAAUCUGAACGAGAUCAUCACCGAAAACAACUCACACAGGGUCAAUAGGAAGCGGCAAACCACUGAGAGGGCCUCUUGGGAAUACAGCCAGAACUCGGCCAUACCCUUGUCGAACUUGGAGAGUGCGAGAAGGAGGCGAUCUCCGAAGAUCAAAAAGCGGAAGCUGGUCUUCCUUCAGGACUCACCCAACUACUGCCGAAGCAAUGCCGCAGAAGGCAUUCGUGGUGUCAUAGGCCGGUCAUGUAUAGCCGAGCCGGCCAACGAACCAGACCCCAAGAAGCUCUUGGCGAAUGUGAGGACUUGUGCGAAGUUGUGCAAAGCAUGUGGCCUAAAGAUCCAUCGAAAAGAGGUACAAGUGGCCUCCUCUUGUAAUUGUCGAUUUCAAUGGUGCUGCCAAGUCACUUGUCAAACCUGCUCCAAGAAGCGCAUCGAAAUCACGUGCGUCGUAUAGAAAACUCACCCACUCCUCUGCGUCCUCUGCC
This is a messenger RNA of Tigriopus californicus, 1706 nucleotides long. Its product is annotated as protein Wnt-8-like. Gene Ontology annotation, biological process: neuron differentiation; multicellular organism development; canonical Wnt signaling pathway. The transcript has 8 exons. Gene Ontology annotation, cellular component: extracellular region. NCBI's taxonomy places the organism in Eukaryota, Metazoa, Arthropoda, Copepoda, Harpacticoida, Harpacticidae. Gene Ontology annotation, molecular function: frizzled binding; cytokine activity. Bases 581 to 1675 code for a protein of 364 amino acids. The record is from RefSeq and is a predicted model, not a curated record.